CCUUACGCACGGACCCGUCGCUCUCGGGGGCGGGCUCAGUGGCGGAAGUGGCGCCGCCGGGAGAUCCUGUUCCGCUCGGAGGCGCUCGGGGGGCUGCCGAGCCGGACUGCGGCUGAGGCAGGAAGACCCUGGGCGGUGGCUGAUAUGGAGCAGCCUUGCAGCUGAGGCCCCGCCUUCCCCGCCGUGAGGUGGGGGCCCAUCAGGAUGAACAAACUGUCUGGGGAGCUGGCCCACGACUUGGAGCGCAGCCUGCCCGCCGUGGCCUCCCUCGGCUCGUCGCUGUCCCACAGCCAGGCUCUCUCCUCGCACUUCCUCCCGCCCCCUCCGGAGAAGCGCCGCGCCAUCUCUGAUGUCCGCCGCACCUUCUGUCUCUUUGUCACCUUCGACCUGCUCUUCAUCUCCCUGCUCUGGAUCAUUGAGCUGAACACCAACACAGGCAUCCGGAAGAACCUGGAGCAGGAGAUCAUCCACUACAACCUUUAAACUUCCUUCUUUGACAUCUUCGUGAGUGCAUUCUUCCAGCUUCUCGGGACUGCUCUGGGCUACGCGGUGCUGCAGGCUCGGCACGGUGGGUGAUUUGCGGUCACGACGCUGGUGUCCAGCGCGUUCCUCAUCGUCAAGGUCAUCCUCUCUCGAGCUCAGCCCCUCCCUCCACAGCUGCUCGCAAAGUGGGCGUUCGGCUACCUGCUCCCUAUCGUCUCCUUUGUCCUUGCCUGGCUGGAGACCUGGUUCCUUGACUUCAAAGUCCUGCCACAGGAGGCCGAGAGGAACGAUGGUAACCUUGCUGCCCAGGCUGCUGUCGCCCGUGGACCCCUGCUCUUCCCUGGCGCUCUGUCCGAGGCCAGUUCUAUUCACCCCAGAAUCCUUGCAGGGUCUGACAACGAAUCUGAUGAAGACAUUGGGAAGAGAAGCUUCUCUGCCCAGGAACGGGAGUACAUCCAUCAGGGGAAGGAGGCCAUGGCGGUGGUGGACCAGAUCUUGGCUCAGGAGGAGAACUGGAAGUUUGAGAAGAACAAUGAAUAUGGGGACACUGUGUACACCAUCGAGAUUCCCUUUCACGGCAAGACCUUCAUCCUGAAGACCUUUCUGCCCUGCCCUGCCGAGCUGGUGUACCAGGAGGUGAUCCUGCAGCCCGAGAGGAUGGUGCUGUGGAACAAGACCGUGACCGCCUGCCAGAUCCUGCAGCGAGUAGAGGACAACACUCUCAUCUCCUACGAUGUCUCUUCAGGGGCCGCGGGCGGGGUGGUCUCCCCCAGGGACUUCGUGAACGUGAGGCGGAUUGAGCGACGCAGAGACCGCUACCUGUCCUCGGGCAUUGCCACCACCCACUGCACCAGGCCCCUACACACAAAUAGUCAGGUGCCCCCCUAAUCGUGCUUUUCUCGUAGGGGAGAGAACGGUCCUGGGGGCUUCAUCGUGCUCAAGUCAGCCAGUAACCCCCGAGUCUGCACCUUCAUCUGGAUCCUUAAUACAGAUCUCAAGGGCCACCUGCCCCGGUACCUCAUCCAUCAGAGCCUCGCGGCCACCAUGUUUGAAUUUGCCUUUCACCUGCGACAGCGCGUCGGCGAGCUGGGGGCCCGGGCGUAACUGUGCCCCCUCACCACCCUGCAGGGCAGGGUCCUGUCACCACAGCCUUCAGAGCCAGAAAGGGGGCCAGCGGGUCUUCCCGGCACCCACAGAGGACCUGGCCUCAAGCACUAGGAAGGAAGACGUUUCCUCUUGGUGCAGCCCCUCGGCCCCUGGCUGCCCCUGACCUCCAUGCUUUGCUGUGCCUGGGAGCCAUGGCCGUGAGCAAGUUGUGCAGUCAGGCACCCCGGUGCCAGGGCUCUGCCGCUGAGGCCAGUGGGUUCUGCUCUGCUGAUGUUUACGCAGUGACUGGCCUUGCCUCCAGGACUAGAUGCAAGAUGCCCUGCCUGGCCCGGGGCAGGAUCUGGAAUGGGAGGGGCAGACCUGGUGGGAGAGCACCAGGGCCCCGAGCAGGACGGAGGUCAGGGCGGCCUGGUCACCUACGUUCAGGUGCAGGAGCCCCUUCAUCUGCCUGCUUUCUCAUCAUGCUUUUUUAGGAUUAUUUAAAGGGUCUGGGACCUUUUUCCCCAUGCACUUGUUGGGGAACGGGUGGCAGGUGGGGUCGGCGGGUGCUGGCAGUGAAUGUCUGCCGUUCCCUGUUUCUCUCCCUCCCCCAGGGUUCCUUGGGGACCUUUGUAAUUUGAGCCAAUUAUUAAAAAUGAACUAAAAAAAAAGGAAAGAAAAGCAGCCCCUCCUUCCUGGCCUCUAGAGGGAAGGGGGGCAGCACCGUGGAGGGGUGACAGAGCCAGACCGCUCUCACACACUCUCACACCCUUCUGGAGCCGGCAGGAGGGCAGAGCAAGGGGGCUCCCCAUUCUGGGAGACCCCUGCUUCCUGAUUGGUCCAACUGGACAGAUGACUGGUCAGAGGAAAAUGCCCAGGCCUCCUGGGAGGGAAGGUAAGUGGAAGGUCUCCUGCCAGGAACUUGGGGGAGGUGGGAGAGGCCCCGCAGCAUCCGUGGCAGGCCUUGACUGUCUUGGGAUCCCACAGUCAGUCUGGGAGUGGAGCCUGGGCUUCUGGGUCACUGAGGCACCUCUGGGAUCUCUGUUUCUCUGGCUCCACUCACCUGCCUCCUCUGCCCCAGCACACUCACCAGGGGCAGCACAGUGGGAUCGCAGGCAAUGGCCAGAGCAGUGCAGGGCCACCGCCAUCCCAGCCAUCCCUGCCCUCCCUUCCUCCUCCCUCUCUCCCUCCUCCCUCCCUGGCUGCAGGCUUCCGGGGGGCAGCUCAGCUAGCUUGGAGCCAGGACAUGGGCAGGGCGUCUAGCUUGGUCUGGCCAGGUACGUGACCCUGGGCAGAUCUUCUCUAGGCCUCUGUAUCCUACUUUGUCAAGACGAGACUCGUUAUGUCAGAGGGCUAUCCUGAGAUUAAAGCAAGAAUCAGAGCUAGUGCUUCAGUAAUCAAGAGGACGUGGUUCUGCCCUCAGGUGGGCACACCGCCGGCCUUCCCAGCUGCUGGGUGCUCUGCACCUCCCGAAGGGUCCUCAUUUCAGCUCCUGUAUGGCCUAUUCCUGCACCCUUUGCUGUGUCUGUCUCCUCGGCGAUGCCCCCUCCCUCCCCCCCCCCCCGCCCAUGCCCAGCACCCCGUGUGUCAGCUUCCUGCACCAUGAGCUGUCCCCCUUGGGUGCUGGCUUUCCCAGCAGCUGUCCUGCUCCCCCGGAGAGCCAGGCCCCUCCCAGGUGGCCCAGUAGAGCUGCUCAGGACUUUGUGGCCAGAAAAUGGGGCUCAGAGAGGGGCAGAGGUUCCCCCAUGGCCACGGAGGCUUAUUCAUGGCUGAUUUGGGGGGCAGAGCCAGAUCUGACCGCCGCUCGUCAGAGCCCCUGGGUUUGCAUUGCGCCUGCCUUGGGGUGUCGCUGGGGACAGCCGGGGGCCGCCUCCCACAUCUCUUUCCACCCUGACUGGCCACUGGGAAGCCAUUUCUCUGACUGCUGGCCACAGGAAAGGAAAGCAUCUGGCAAAGGCUCAUGCCCAGGGUCCCAGGUGUGGAGCUAAGCAAGUUCAUUUUCUGCCAGUGCAAUGGUGGCCAUUGAGGACCAGGUUUUGGUGCAGAUCCCGGGGGCUCUGCCCUUGGUCCCAAGGCAGAGGAGAGCUGUGGGAGCAGGACCCGAUGGCCUGGUCCAGAGCCCAGAGGGGGCCUCAGUUCCUGCCGCCGCCACUCUGUUUACAGACAGGCCGCUACCCAUCCCUGGGCGAGAGGGAAGGGGUGCGGCAGAGAAACAGAUGCCAAGGUGGCACAAGGCUGGCAUGUUCCUGGUCUCAGAUGGUGUCAAAGGAGUGUCACACACCUGAGGUGUCACUCUGAGGGACCUCUACCCCCAGUGGAGCAUCUUAAUCUCUUUAGAAGCCGACUGCUGACCCCAGGUGGCGGCUGGAGCCCAGUGGACCCCCCACCCCCACCCCGGGCCCAGAGGUCCCUCAUCGGUGAGCCUUGGCUCCUGCUUAUAGAAUCUGACGCCAGAGGGGAUGAAAAUAGCCCCUGGAGGAGGUGGAGGAGGUGGGCUAUUUAAGGCCUGGGAGGAGCAAGCUGAGAGCCAGUGAGCACUGAUCAUGGCCACUGCAGAGCUGAUCUGCCAGGUGUCCGAGGAGGACCGUUGAGCGGCGAGAGAGCCUUCUGGGGCUGAAUGGAAGACCUGACGCUGUCCACGCGGCCUGAGGAGGGUUGCUCUCUGCAUGAGGAGGACACCGAGCGGCAUGAGACCUACCACCGGCAGGGCCAGUGCCGGGCACUGGUGCAGCGCUCUCCCUGGUUGGUGAUGCGGACGGGCCUCCUUGGGCACGGGCUGCAGGAGUAUCUGCUGCCCUACCAGCGCGCGCUGCCACUGCCCAUCUUCAGCCCCGCCAAGAUGGUCGCCGCCAAGGAGGAGCGCGAGGACACCCCCACCCAGCUGCAGGAGCUGCUGGCACUGGAGACAGCCCUGGGUGGCCAGUGUGUGGAGCGCCAGGAUGUGGCCGAGAUCACCAAGCAGCUGCCCCCUGUGGUGCCUGUCAGCAAGCCCGGCGCCCUGCGUCGCUCCCUGUCCCGCUCCAUGUCCCAGGAAGCACAGAGAGGCUGAGACAGACGGUGACUCGGGCUCUAAUGUGCCUGCCGUGGGCUGGGCCCUUCCUGGCUAGUACCAUGGAGGGGAGCUGCUGGCCAUGGAUGCUUUGUAGUUUGCCCAGAGUUGGGGGCUAGGGGAGGAGGGAACCAGAGGCCAGGACACCUGGGUCCCCUGAGUUCCCAAAGGGAGGGGAGCACAGACAGUGGGCACAAAGGCUGGAGAGCUGGGGGUGGCACAGCCAAACAUCCCCAGCCCCAGGAGAAAGGACAAAAGAUGCUGGUGAGGACAGAGGUCCCCGAGGGGAGUGACCCGGGUCCGGGCUCCAGCUUCAGAGAAGAAUGAGGAAAAGGGGAUCUGGAAUGCUCUAGGAAGGAGGCUUGGAGGAGACUGGAGUGAGGGGGAUGUGAAGAAGGCAGAGGCAGAGUGGAGCCCCCAGCAUCCUCGUUAGCGCUGCAAUAAACGCUCAGUUGUGUUCCAGA
This is a messenger RNA of Lutra lutra (Eurasian river otter), 5082 nucleotides long. RefSeq names its product StAR related lipid transfer domain containing 3 (gene STARD3). Gene Ontology annotation, molecular function: cholesterol binding; cholesterol transfer activity. The transcript is spliced from 16 exons. NCBI's taxonomy places the organism in Eukaryota, Metazoa, Chordata, Mammalia, Carnivora, Mustelidae. The record is from RefSeq and is a predicted model, not a curated record. Gene Ontology annotation, cellular component: late endosome.